CGCUCACAGUGGUCCAAGGGAUCGCUCAGGUAGUUUGUGUGUUCGCUCAGACACAUGAAAAAUUAGAGGGAACAUUGCCGGUGCGUGAAGGAGGAGAAGAGGUGUUGUAUAGCCAAGCCAAGUUUUCACAGUUAUCUCAUCACACCAAACUGACAUGACAAUGACCGAAUCAUAACUAUUUCAAGUGACUGCCUCAUAAAGCUCAUCGAGUGAAUGCCAAGAGUACGCAAAGCAAUAAUUGUUUACUACAUAAUUCCAUAUGUGUUCAUUGAUAGUUUUGAUGCCUUCAGUCAGAAUCUACAAUGCAAAUAGUCACGAAAAUAAAGAAAAAAUAUUAAAUGAGAAGGCGUGUCCAAACUCUAGUACUCUAUCAUGUCAUAAAUAAUGUUAGGAUAUUCUAGCUUUGAGCACGGCCAAAUGUUGAACAUACUGUCAGCCCUUUUCUACUGACUGUAAACUAGUAGGCAGUUUAACACACACAGUCAAAUUCUAUUAAUCCAGCAUCAUGUUUCUUUAUGUCAUAAAUGGGCAGUGUUGGGUGACAUCUACCCCUAAAAAAGCAAAGAAGAGGAAGAUGGCGUGAGAAAUUAAAGUUAGCCUCAGAACAGGAACAUUACAAACAAAAAGGAUGACGUACUGACAAGUAUGAAAAAACUGUACAGCCUGAAUAGUUGCUGUGAGGCCUUAGUGAGCAAAGACUUGUGACUGCAUAAAUAAAAUGAAAUUAAAAGAUAUUUUAAUUAUUUACAAUACUACAGAAUGCAAAGUCUAAAAAGGCAACAAACAUAUAACUAAUCAACAUUAAAGUCUGAAGCAGAAUUAUUAUUGUUUACCACAAAUGCAUCAUGUAGCACACUUUUGCUACAUAAUAUCUGUAUGUAUCUGUAUAUAAUAGUGUGUUUCCAAGCUUUAUAAAAGAAACUUAUUUUUUAGUAGUAAUAAUUAUAUAUUUGCAUAUACAUUCAUCUGUAAAAACAUUUUUUCAAGAUGCUGACUGACCUGUUUCAUUUGGCAAAAGUUUAGGAUUAAUUAUUAUUAUUUGUACUUUGUGUUUAAAGAUAAAAAAUAUAAGCCACAAUUUAUCCCAUGCUUAUUUUGUUAUUCAAACAGAUUUCUGUAAUGGAUCUUUUCUUUUUAAAAGAGGAACCAUUCCCAGUCCUUCACACAUUAAUUCUAUUUUAUUGAAAGCUAAAAAGAGGAAGAACAACUGAUGUCACUUGUUUUCCACCUCUCAGUAUAUGAGAAGAUAACCAGAACUUCAGUAAACCUGACACCAACGUUUUCACACAUUCUCUUUAGAGGCUGAUUGACAGGACAGAACAAACGGACUGCAGUCUGUUCAGAGUAAAACACACACAUUUGGUUUUGAGGGAAAAAGUUUGACAGCUGCUGAUUGGAUCAACAGUGAGGAGACAUGGAAGCUGUAGUUGGACUGUUGUUGAUGAUGUGCAGAGUGUCUCAUGGUGUGGAAACUUACUGUGAUGGCAGACAGGAUGGAGCUCAGUGUUAUGGAGCUUUGGGAGGAACUGUGAACAUCCAGCUGAUGGACAACACCUCAGAAAUACCUCGAUACCAAUUGUCAAAGAAUUCAUUAAAAAUACUAGAUGUGAAAAAGAAAAAUGUUAUUACUAAAAUCAAAGAACAGAGAUGUCUAAUUUUUCCAGGUAAUGGAACAUUUAGGCUCAGUAAUCUGAAAAGGAAUGACAGUGGUAGUUAUACCCUUCAAACCUUUAAUUCAGAUGGAAGAACAUCAGGCGAGUGGACUUUACAGUUGUUUAUUCAAGCUCCUGUGUCCUCUGUCCUGCUGGUCUCUGAGUGUCUGUCCCAGGGAGAGAGGAGGGUGUCCUGCUCCUCUGAGGGAGGGGACAGUCCUCAGUACAGCUGGACUCUGGAUGGACGCACACUGACAGAUGCUGAGCUUUCUGUAAACAAUGAAAGUAACAACAUCACUCUGAAACAGCACGUCUCAGGACGUCUGGUCUGCUCAGUCAGGAACAACGUCAGUAAUGUCUCCAAAGAACAGAAGAUAUCUACCUGUGGAGCAGGUCUUUUGCCACUGCUUUUUUUGCCAGUGAUCGGUGGUGUCAUCUCAGCGGUGGUCAUUUUCUUAUUUGUCGGUGUAGCGGUCAUCUGUGCUCAGAGAAGAAAACCAAACAAUAAGUCCACAAAACACAAAGUAGUACAAAAUGACUAUGAAGAAAUGAUGUCAUUGUCAUGUAGCAGCAGAGGAAGCAAGUGGAGAAAAGAGGGUCGGUGAAGUAACCAAGUAAAGGUUUCGCCUUUUUCCUAUCAGAGAAAUACACAUCAUCAAAUCUCGUGAAUAUUGUCUUCUUUUGUUGUUGUUGCUUUCUCUGAGCUUUUUUUUAUUAUAACAGGGGAAAAAUUCCCCCAGUCUUAGAUUGUCUCUAGGUUUAAUUAAAAGCACUGUGUUACACAAAUACUGUGAAUGUUUUCUGUACUUGUCUUCUCUUGAAGCUCUGAUACAAUAAAGGUUUUUGAGUCAUUGUA
Oreochromis aureus is the source of this 2508-nucleotide messenger RNA. Its product is annotated as V-set and immunoglobulin domain-containing protein 1-like. Lineage: Eukaryota; Metazoa; Chordata; Actinopteri; Cichliformes; Cichlidae. The record is from RefSeq and is a predicted model, not a curated record. The coding region runs from base 1415 to 2257 and encodes 280 amino acids. The transcript has 5 exons.